Angiostrongylus costaricensis is the source of this 1146-nucleotide messenger RNA. NCBI's taxonomy places the organism in Eukaryota, Metazoa, Nematoda, Chromadorea, Rhabditida, Metastrongylidae. The record is from the annotation of a GenBank genome assembly.
GACAUUUACGCCACCUCCAAGGAGUCACAGUGGGCCGCUCUCAAAAUGAUCAUGGCUGAACGGGCAGCUGACUGUCUAGCCAAGUUGGGUCUCGAUGGCUCGUUUUUUGCUUUUAGGUGUCGUAGUUUAAGAGAACGAACAGGUGUUGAUCACCGACUGGAAAGACUUCCGAGUGGACCGAUUCACAAAACUCCGCUCUAUACCGUCAUCACCGGCGUGAACACCAAUAAAAGUAGACCUGUUGAAAUUCUGGAUUUCGCUGACCACGUUCGCAUGAUGGCUGUUGAUUCUGGUUUUCGAUUCUCCGAGGAGUACGAGGUGAUUAAGGACUUCUUUUCCAAUUCCAAAGUUUCUGUACCAGUCGAUUUUUCUUCUCGUUGUUGUGGUAUCCUAAGAAACGUCGGUUGUGGACAAACGUAUAAUGCUGCUGAAUUGCCGUCGAAUAAAUCUAAGAACAGAUUCACCAACAUUCUCCCAUAUGACCACUCUCGAGUCAGGCUACUACAAAUCACGGAUCAAGAAGGUGCCGACUAUGUGAACGCCAACUAUAUACCGGGAUUCUCCUCUCGCCGUGAGUUCAUAGCUGCCCAGGGACCCUUGCCCACAACAAGAGAUGCCUUUUGGCAGAUGGCUUGGGAACAAGGCUGUCCAGCAAUCAUUGCCCUUACGAAGUGUGUGGAGAAAGGACGCGAUAAAUGCCACCAGUAUUGGCCAGACAACGAGCAUUCCACUGUCGUCUAUGGAGAUAUCGAGGCACUAUACGUCGUUCAGGUGACGAUGCUGAACGAAUCAUCGUUUGAUGAGUUUAGCAUUAGAGAGCUUCGUUUGCGACGUGUACACAGUCAGACACAAUCCUGGAUUCUACAACAGUUCCACUACAUGGCUUGGCCCGACUUUGGAGUACCAGAACAUCCGCAAGGAAUCAUUCGGUUCGCCAUGAUGUACCGUUCAAGAAUACCUCAUUCUGCUCAGAAUAAGCCAACAAUUGUUCACUGCAGUGCCGGUGUAGGGAGAUCGGGUACAUUCAUCGCGAUCGACCGGCUUCUUCAGACUAUACAAAUUGAACGACCUAUUGACAUCUUCGGCAUUGUGCAUGAGAUGCGACUGGAACGCUGCCACAUGGUUCAAAACGAGGUGGAAUUUUGA